GACUGGCACACACGAGAGUCCCAAAACAGGUGUGUACAACUUGUUGAGCUGCUCAUAGGUCAUGUGCAAAAGGUGUCUAUAAAUUCAGGGGCUUUCUCCAUCCUCAGAGACAAAGUAAGCUCCAGCAUUAAGUAAGGAAACUAAACGGAGUAACAACACCAAGAAGCUAUAUCUUUUUCCUUUCUUGCUGGAUUAAAACCUUCUUGGAAAACUACCAAGUGAGCUGUGGUAUGCUAACUGGCUCAAUUGUGAGAAAGUCUAUGGACAAAGGCUAUUCAACUACAGAACCUCUCCCAAAUAUCUGUCUAAUUGUUGAGAAAACCUGAAACUUAUCUGCAUCAUUUUGUAAAAAAACAAAAAAUGGUUGUCGUGAAACCGACCGACAUGGUGCCCUCAGCGGGCAUUAAGUUCUUCGGAGCAGGCACGGCUGCUUGCAUUGCCGACCUCAUCACCUUUCCAUUGGAUACGGCCAAAGUCAGGCUGCAGAUCCAAGGCGAGGCUCACAACGUUGACGGAUCCAGCGCAGUGAAGUAUCGGGGCGUGUUCGGCACCAUCAACACCAUGGUGCGCACAGAAGGGGCCAGGAGUCUUUACAACGGACUGGUAGCAGGUCUCCAGAGGCAGAUGAGCUUCGCGUCUGUUCGCAUCGGCCUUUAUGACUCCAUGAAGCAGUUCUACACUCGAGGCUCUGAGAGUGCUGGGAUUGUUACCCGACUCAUGGCGGGCUGCACCACAGGAGCCAUGGCUGUGGCCUUUGCACAACCGACAGAUGUGGUGAAGGUGCGUUUCCAGGCCCAGGUGCGGUUGGCUGACGGUGAGAGGAGAUACAACAGCACCCUGGAUGCCUACAAGACGAUUGCUAGAGACGAGGGAGUUAAGGGACUCUGGAGAGGCUGCAUGCCAAACAUCACCCGCAAUGCCAUUGUAAACUGUGCCGAACUGGUCACCUAUGACAUGAUCAAAGAACUCAUUCUGAAGUACGACCUGAUGACAGACAACCUGCCAUGCCACUUCACAGCUGCCUUCGGCGCCGGCUUCUGCACCACCGUAGUAGCGUCUCCUGUGGACGUGGUUAAAACACGCUUCAUGAACUCAGGAACUGGGCAAUACACCAGCGCCGUCAACUGCACUCUGACGAUGCUGAGAAAUGAAGGACCUGCAGCUUUCUACAAAGGAUUCAUGCCUUCUUUUCUGCGUCUGGGAUCUUGGAACAUCGUCAUGUUUGUGACAUAUGAACAAAUUAAAAGGGGUAUGACCAGAGCGCAACAGUACUGGGAGUCACCGUUUUGAUUGCAACUCGUAAAGGCCCUUUUAUGAAGAAUGCAGACAUGCAAAAAGGCCUUACAUGCAGCGUGACUCGAUGAAAAAGACUGUGCGAUAAGGCUGGACACGAAGAAGCGUGUGAGGAGGCCCUAAUUAAGGAGUUAAGUGGUGAUCAGGCCUGUGAGGGCCAGAGGCCAUACUUCGUGACCUACCACUUAGGACUUGGUUCGUGAAGAAUCUGGGACAUUCCUGCAAGGCCGGGAAGAUUUGCACCUUAUAGAACAAGGAUUCAUCUUGUGGACUGAUAGGACAAGUACUUUUAAGCAAGGAAUUCUGCUCAACAGGCUGUUUGAUGACCGAUUUCUACGUUUACAAGGAGUAACUUUCCAGUCACAUCAACAGCUUUGUUGCGUGAGGAUGACUGACAUUCAGUAGAAUUUUUUUCCACAAAAAGAAUGACCAUUUCACCUGUAUAUUACCUCCUUUAUUGGCAUUGCUAACAUGUUUACACUGUUUAUCUUUGUUUUAGCCAUAUGUGGCUGGAGAGGAUUGUUGGAAUGUAAAGUAGGCACUUCAUAUUGUUUAGCUGUAGGAUUUAUUGCUGGUCAAUGGGUCAUGAGUGUACUGUGCACCAUGAAAGACAGCUACAAAAUGUAAAUGCCGAGUUAAAAUCUGGAAUUUU
This is a messenger RNA of Fundulus heteroclitus (mummichog), 1945 nucleotides long. Its product is annotated as mitochondrial uncoupling protein 2. The record is from RefSeq and is a predicted model, not a curated record. The transcript is spliced from 8 exons. Gene Ontology annotation, biological process: adaptive thermogenesis; mitochondrial transport; response to cold. NCBI's taxonomy places the organism in Eukaryota, Metazoa, Chordata, Actinopteri, Cyprinodontiformes, Fundulidae. The coding region runs from base 361 to 1290 and encodes 309 amino acids. Gene Ontology annotation, cellular component: mitochondrial membrane. Gene Ontology annotation, molecular function: oxidative phosphorylation uncoupler activity.